AUGCAUCGCCGCUGCCGUACGGCUGUGUACCUUGGCCUUUUCUCCAUCGCGGCUUCUCUGAGAGCCGUCUUGGGCGGUCAGCACUUCGAGUAUGACGAAGACCUAGGCAAGCUCGCAGUGAUCUACAGCAGCGCUGCGUACGACAGGGUGGAAGAGUGGGUGUUCGCCAACCCGGCUUGCAACGAGCAGACGAAAGGGUUCGUCUUCGUUGAGUCGUUCGUCGGCGAGCACACGGACGCGUUCAGCUUCGUCGGAGUGGACACGGUUGGCGAGAGGAUCGUUGUGGCUUUCAAAGGCACCACCGACGUACAAGAUUGGGUGACGAACCUACGAACUUGGAUACACUACACUCAUCGCUGCGCGCCGGCGGGGGGGCCAGACACGGUCGCCGCCACCACCCCCCACCCAGGGGGCGAGGCCGCCGCCCCGGGCCGGCGAGCGGCGGCGGAAAUGUCGCAAUCGCGUUCGCGUCAACAACAUCGGAGACGACCGGGGGGUCAACCGGCUGACUUACGGGGGCAAGAAGAAGCGAAGGCCAGCGGCGGCGGUGAAGGCCGGGUUGAUGGCAGGCAGGCGGAAUCCGGAGCAGGCCAAGGUGGGUUGUGGGGGCGUGAAACGUUUCACGGCGCUGGGGUAGUCGGGAGGGAGGACGACAACAACAACAACAACAACAACAACCCAGGAUCAUCGUCCGGAGUCGGGGGCAGAGAUCCGACGGCGGCGGGCUACGCGUCGUCGUCCGCCAUGGAGGCGGCCCCACGAGAGCGUGGCGACGCACCCGGAGGAGAAGGGCCAGGGGCGGGCGACGACGGCGAGGACGACCAGCUGCUGAUAGGCAACGUGCACUUCGGCUUCUGCGAGUUCUACCAGACGCUGGUCGCCGAGGGCCUGGCCGCCAAGGUGCUGCACCUCGCCCGCAAACACCCGACCUACACGAUCUUCGUCACGGGGCACUCGCUCGGCGGGGCGGCGGCGGCGGUGUGCGCGGCGGACCUGGUGGAGAGGCUAGGGGUGGCCAGCGAGCGGGUGGUGCUGUACACGCUGGGGGAGCCGCGCGCGGGGGACGGAAUUUUUGCGGACGGGAUCAACGAGCACGUGGGGACGGCCUACCGCAUCGUGCACGACAAAGACUUGGUGCCUCAUCUGUCGCUGUGCUGCCACGGUUGGCUCGGCAAAUGCAUAGGUGGGGAGGAGGCAUGUCCCUACCAGCACAGCACCGAGAUAGUGUACGCCAACGACAUGAGCGACGGAUCCCCCUGGAUUCAGUGCAACGACACGGUCGGAGAGGACUACGCAUGCGAUCCCCAGGGUUGGGAUCUGAGCAUCGCAGAUCACGUCAGCUACUUCGCGCGCACCGUCGGGCAGUACUGCAACACCCCCCCAGAGGACCUCAAGCCAUUUCCCCUGGCCCAAGAAGAGGAGAAGGCCAAGUGGGCACCAUACGAGGCCGCUAUGCGCCAAGAAGAUGAUGCCUACCGACCCAUGGAGAGGCUGCGGGACGGAUGUGGGAGGGCGGGCUUGCGGUGA
Messenger RNA from Ectocarpus siliculosus, 1527 nucleotides. The record is from the annotation of a GenBank genome assembly. Lineage: Eukaryota; Phaeophyceae; Ectocarpales; Ectocarpaceae.